Molecule: messenger RNA, 3289 nt
Organism: Lutzomyia longipalpis
Lineage: Eukaryota; Metazoa; Arthropoda; Insecta; Diptera; Psychodidae
Exons: 3
Coding region: 204-2933 (909 amino acids)
Molecular function (GO): ATP hydrolysis activity
Source: RefSeq, a predicted model, not a curated record
GAGUCAGUCGCGUUUCAUAUUUUGCCGCGCUAACCUAUCUAAAAACUUUUCCGCAAUUUUUAAGUGAUUUAACUGGACAUAUGAAGUCCGUGGCCGUAAAAUAUUAAAACAAAAUAAAGUGAUUUAUCUACAGAUUGAUUAUAAUUAAAACUUAUAUAGUUUGUAAAUUCAAAUUUAAAAGAAAAUCUCAAAUAGAAAGAAAAAUGAAUCGACACCCAGAAGCAACAAUAACACCUAAAGGUGAGUCAGAAGAAACCGGAGCACAGGUACAACCGCCGAUGGAACAAACAGAAGAAUCUUCACUACUUUUUAAGGAAUUAUCCAAAUACUACGUCCAGAGAGAAUUUUCUCGAAUCUUCGACAAAGCCAAUUACAAUAGAAUACAAGAAGAUAAUGUUUUUGAAAUAGGAAAGAAUACCAUAAUUGUUGGAGUAGGUGGUAUUGGAAAGACCUUAACAAUGAAGAAAUUAGCUGAAGAUGUAAAGAAGAAUUAUCCAAAAUUCUCCGUCAAUUGCAUUAACUUGGUAUUGAUGAGUUCAAUAUUUAAGUCCUUUAAGGACAAAAAAUUAACAUCUAAGCACAAUCCUGCACAAGAUGGCGAAAAUAUCGAUGUUUGGAACUUUGUCGUUGAUAAUCUUCUUGAUCUGGGAGAGACUGAGGAGGAACGGAGGCUCCAGAAGAGCCUCCUUGAAGCCCACGUCAAGGAAGAACAACCCAAAAUUGUCCUCUUCCUCGAUGGCUUCGACAAGAUCUCACCACUUUACACAAAUCAAGUUGUUCAGAUCAUCAACGGCCUGAAGGAGAUGAAGGUCCAAAUGUUCGUCUCAAGUCAACUUCAACUCCAAGAGAUUCUGCAGAAUUUGGAAUUUGAAUUAAACUACAAGAUUGAGCCAUUCAGUGAGAGGAUGCAACGAGAGUUCCUACGAGAGUACUGGAAGGACUAUUUGUGCAAAAAGGUAUCAAACAACGAAAUAAGAGAAGCUGAUAUUGAUCGACUUCACGUUAAUCUCUACACAAAGAAAUUCUUCAAGAUGUGUCAAAAAUCAGUGUUAACGGACACAAUUCUAAGUGUUCCGUUGAUGCUGAACAUCCUGGCGGACAUUUAUGCAGAGGAGUGCGUGAAGUUUUGCAUAAAGUCCGGCAGAGAAGUGAAGGAAUUCCUCGAGAUCGACAUCCUCAAUGUCUACGAGAAGAUCUUCAAGGAUAACUGCAAGAAGUAUUCCAAAAAAAUCUUCAUCAAUGUUGACGAUCCUGUCAUUGUUCAGGCUGAAGAAAGAAAUAUUGAAAAGUGGCGCCAAAUUUACAUGGCCAUUGCAGCUAAGAAGCUGCUCAAACUCCUCUACAGCGAAGAAAAUUUAACAGACACAGAAGGAACUGAAAUCUAUGAAAGAGGCUUCAUCACAGGACAGACCGUAGGCGAAUACAGCUUCAUAUAUGACACGAUGGAAGAAUUCUUUGCUGCUGAUUGGUUUACAAGGAAGAUCUUUCCUAACAAUGGAAGCAUAAAUGUUGAUCUGUUCGAGUAUCUGCUAAAGAAAAAUGCUCCACAAAAGGAGGCAAAGAGCAAGAAUAAAAAAGAUGAUGGACAGAAGGAAAAUAAACUGGACGUUCCUAAAGGCGUUCGAAGCUUUGCCUACAGAUUCAUCCUGAAAAGAUUGAAGGAGUUCCGAGAAUCUGGCAACGAAACAAUCCCAGAAGAGGAUAAGAAGAGAAUAUCGGCCUUUAUUAUUGAAUUCUUCCAUCAGGCGUGGUACAAUCAAGAAUCUUUCCAACUUGCCGCCAUCUUCGACAUGGCCAAGAUGUUCUGCUCAAAGGAGCAAAUUCAGGAUGUUCUCAAAGUUAAGAAACUCCUUGAAACUGUUCCAUUCACCUCGUCAGCUCAAUUGGAGCUUUCUGUUCAAAUCCACGAUUACUACUUUGAUCCUGAGGCUACCAACGAAGUUCUCGGACAAAGAGAUUUGAACAAAAUCAUGGAGCUAACUCUCAAGAACACCAACUAUCCGCUUUUUGAAAGUCUCUACGCUGCAAUGAAGGACCGCGGGAUUUACUCUGAAGAUGAUUUUGUUACGAAAACUUUUGAUUUAUUUGAAAAGUUCCUCCUGAAGCAGGAUCUGAAGGAUAGGCUGUUUGCCAAAGAUCUCUUUUGGUGGUUCUUUGAACACUGUCAGAUGAAACAAGAAGAAGUCUUGAGGAAACUGAAUAAAGUCUUCGAAGAAAGUAUUAAGAACAAUAAGCCUAAAUUCCCAGAACGUCAUCUAGCUGGUUAUCUUCUUACCUCCUUCUGGGACCUCAAGAUCAGAGAAGAGACAGAAGACAGAAACAACAAAGAAGGAGCUGAAAAAGAGUUCGUUGAAGGACUUUUUAAGAAUCUGAAGGAAUCCAAGAAUUUCUACAGAUUCCUCUACGCCAUCAACUGCACAACGAGGGAAGAUCUUCUGCAGAAAUCCGUUGAAGCAAUGCGAGAAUACGGCUUGGACUUUACCUGUUACGAUGGGAAAUCCGUUCUGUUCCACGCUUUUAGUGACAACAACACUUUUCUGUUGCAGAAUCUUCUGAAGCUUUUACACAAAUCUGAAAUUGAGGCUCAAAUCAGUGCAAAUGUCUGCGGAGGGACAUCCUUGACGCAACAGUGCACGAAAGGAAACUACCUCUGUGAGGUCAUCCUGCAGGAACUUGUCAAUAAAUUCGGAUCAGACGUCGUUGGACUAUUCUUCACGGCAAAAGUUAAGGAGACAAAAGAAGUUGAAGACAACCUCAAAAUCUUCUCGACCUUCUUCAGGAAAGACAUGAAGGUGGAUGAAGAAAUCCUCAAAGGACUCGCAAAACGUCUCUGUGAAAGCUGCAACGACAGAAAUCAGCUUCUCUCCAUUGCUGAGAAAGUUUCUAGUCCUGAAGCUUUAAUUUACAUUCAAAAUUUUCUCAAGAUGAGAUAGUUAUUUAUAAACUAGAUGGCUGCUUGGUUAGAACCGUUCUCUUCUUAGCAGCACUGCAGUAUGAGUCAUGUUGACUUUCUUAAAAUGUAAAAAAAUUGACUUGCCUGACCGAUGUUUCAGCUGGUUUGGAGCGUUGGCUGAAGAUCUCUUCAUCAGGCCUUCCUUAUCCUGCAACACUGUUCGUAAAUUCAGCGCUCCCACCGACUAAUUAACUCAGCGUUACACCUUCUAAUCUGUUCUCAAAUGUCUGUAGACUGUAGAAUCAAAAAGAAAAAUAUAAACCAAAAGAUUUAAAAGAAAAUUGUAAAAAUCUCUUUUAGAAUAAAACACAACUUUUCUGACUUUUUACCUUAAAA